Messenger RNA from Umbelopsis ramanniana AG, 880 nucleotides. RefSeq lists its product as uncharacterized. Gene Ontology annotation, biological process: mitochondrial electron transport, ubiquinol to cytochrome c. Gene Ontology annotation, cellular component: membrane. The record is from RefSeq and is a predicted model, not a curated record. Bases 20 to 880 code for a protein of 286 amino acids. NCBI's taxonomy places the organism in Eukaryota, Fungi, Mucoromycota, Umbelopsidomycetes, Umbelopsidales, Umbelopsidaceae. The transcript has 2 exons. Gene Ontology annotation, molecular function: electron transfer activity.
AGAUGUAAACUACGGAUGGAUGAUUAGAUAUCUUCAUGCGAAUACAGCUUCUUUCUUCUUCUUCUUUGUUUAUCUACAUAUUGGUAAAGGUUUAUACUAUGGUUCAUAUAAAGCUCCAAGAGUUGCAUUAUGGUCAAUUGGUGUAAUUAUUUUCCUAGUUAUGAUUAUUACUGGAUUCUUAGCUAUUCCUUGGAUUGGUAAAGAUUUAGUAGAAUUUAUUUGGGGAGGAUAUUCAGUAGAUAACGCUACUUUAAAUCGAUUCUUCAGUCUACAUUAUCUAUUACCAUUUAUCUUAGCUGCUUUAGUAGUUAUGCAUUUCAUGGCAUUACAUGAGCAUGGAUCAAAUAAUCCUUUAGGAGUAACAGGAAAUGCGGAUAGAGUAUAUAUGCAUCCAUAUUUUAUUUUCAAAGAUAUGGUAUCAUGGUUCUUAUUCUUCUUAGUAUUAUCUUUAUUCUUAUUUUAUGCACCUAAUGCUAUGGGACAUGCUGAUAAUUAUAUUCCAGCUAAUCCAAUGCAAACACCACCAUCUAUUGUACCAGAGUGGUAUCUAUUACCAUUCUAUGCGAUCUUAAGAUCGAUUCCUGAUAAACUAGGAGGUGUAGUAGCUAUGAUUGGUGCUAUCUUAAUUCUAUUAGCAAUGCCUGUAUUAGAUACAUCUAGAAUUAGAGGUUCUGCAUUCCGACCAUUAAUGAAAAUCGCUUAUUGGUUAUUUGUUGUAAACUUCUUAAUCCUAUUCUGGUGUGGUGGUCAACAUGUAGAAGAGCCAUUUAUUACUCUUGGUCAAUGGUCUACUGGAUUCUACUUUGCUUGGUUCUUAAUCUUAGUUCCAGGUAUUGGUAUUAUUGAGAACACUCUAAUGGAUAUCUCAAGUGAAAAAUAA